AAUUAAUACCACUAAAACUAGCAAUAAAACAGGAUGACAAUAACACAUUUUUUACUAUUUUAUGUAAAUAUAAAUUAAGGUACAUAUAGUGAUGGAAUUCUUCUCAACAAUUAAUUACAUGUUAUCACAAUGACAAUGUAUGCAUCUUUGAUUUUCCUUCUGGUCGCGCUCGGCUUGAAUGCUGUAGAUGCCGAUUGCAAAUUCGAAUGUGUCUCUGAGAAAGAGUUUAAAUAUAAUGGCAUGACUUUUCCUUGUGGUACAAUUGGUGAAGAAUCAACCGUGUGUAAUGAAAAUUAUUGCGAUGAGGACUCCAAUGGUCUUUUCUGUGACACCAUCAAAAAUGUAUGUGAUUAUGAAUGUAUUGAGGGUGAAGGAAAUGAGAAUAAAAUAAUUGUGGGUGGCGCAGAAAAUAAGUGUCCUGACAACACCAUAUGUAACGUUAAAGGGGACUCUUGUGAAAAUAUGUGUAUAACGACAUGCACUAAUGCUGGCAAGUAUGAAUGCAUCAGUGAUACAACUUUUGUAAUAAGUGGAAUAACUUUAUCAUGUGGUGAAGGUCAAAUCUGCAAUCAAAAAUUAGAGCAAUCAUGUGAUAUCUGCAUUCCAUCAGGUACUACCAGUAAACCAACUGAACCUGCAGAACCUACUGAAGAGCCUACUGAUGAGCAUACUGAAGAGCCUAAUGAAAAGCCUACUGAAGAGCCUAAUGAAGAGCCUACUGAAGAGCUUACCGAAGAGCCAACUACUCAAAAAGAAGAGAUUCCUACAGAAAAGGAGACCAUUCCAACUACAACAGAGCUAAUAACCACUCCGACAACUCCUCCACCAGAAGUAACAACCCCAACUACUACUCCCAAAGAAGUGACCACCCCUACUACUACUGGAACCACAGCUUUCCCCAUACCUAAUUGUAAUAAUCCAUCCGGCAGUGUCAGUCCAUGCAGAUAUGGGCCAAAGGGAUAUUAUUACAAAUGUGUCAAAGUAAAUAGUAGCAGUUACGCUGCAAGGCGGAUUUCUUGUGCCGCAUGGCCCUAUGAUAAUAUCUGCAAUAGAUACAGACUCUGCUAAAAGAAACUGUACCUAAAAUGAUAAAUUGAUUAAUAACUUUGGCGUUUUGAUGGGAAUAAAUAAAUAAAUAAGAUUGCAAUUUA
Messenger RNA from Dalotia coriaria, 1151 nucleotides. RefSeq names its product salivary glue protein Sgs-3-like. The coding region runs from base 130 to 1068 and encodes 312 amino acids. The record is from RefSeq and is a predicted model, not a curated record. The transcript has 5 exons. Lineage: Eukaryota; Metazoa; Arthropoda; Insecta; Coleoptera; Staphylinidae.